AUGGCGCCACCGUUCCGAGCCGAGCACAUGGGCUCGCUUCUGCGACCCGAUGACCUGCUCGAGGUACGAGCCACCAUCCGGGACAAGGGCGUCUCGCCCUCGGAGGCCGGUCUGCCGGCCGUAGAGAAGAAGGCCGUCGGGGACGUCAUCAAGAUGCAGCAGGACCUGGGCCUCAAGGCCGUCACGACCGGCGAGUUCCCCCGCACGCGCUUCUGGGGCCUCAUGUGGGACGAAUUCGUCGGCACCGUCCGCCUGCAAGACGCCCAGGCGAGCAUGUUCCGCCUGUACCACCCGGACGUCGUGAGCCUGAUCGAGCGGGACCGCAAGGUCAUGCCGGGCGACUCGGUCAUUGCCGGGAGCAAGCUGUCGCACGACCCCACGCAUUCGACGUCGAACCUGCAUGAGCUCCGGCUCGCUCAGGCCUUUGUCCCGGAGAGCGAAUGGGGCAAUAUCAAGUUGACCAUGAUCACGCCUGCGUGGUUCCACAUGAGAUACAAGCAGGGCUACGCAUAUACCAAGGAGGCGUACGCCAACGAUGUCGAGUACUUCAAGGAUGUCGCCGAGGUCUACCAGGCCGAGCUGGACGUGCUAUACAAGGCGGGACUCCGAAACGUGCAAUUCGACGACCCGGGCAUGGCUUACUUCUGCUCCGCCAAGUUCCGCCAGGGCUGGGAAGAGGACAAGGACAACGACGGCACCGUGGAGGACUUGCUCGAUGCUUACAUCGCGCUGUACAACGACUCGAUGAGCAAGAGCCCGGCCGACAUGCACUUUGGCAUCCAUCUGUGCCGAGGCAACUUCAUCGGCGGCCGGUUCUUCGCCGAGGGCGGAUACGACCUUAUUGCCAAGAAGCUCUUCACGGAACUGAACGUCAGCACCUUCUACCUCGAGUACGACACCGAGCGCGCCGGCGGGUUCGAGCCGCUCAAGUUCCUGCCAAAGGACAAGAGCGUUGUUGUCGGCGUUAUUAGUACUAAGCUGCCGCAGCUGGAGGACAAGGAGGCCAUGAAGGAGCGCAUCUACAAGGCCGCCGACUUCGUGGCCGAGGGCCGCGGCGAGAGCCGCGAGGAGGCCCUCAAGAGCAUCUCCGUUAGCCCGCAGUGUGGCUUUAGCACUCACGAGAGCGGAUAUCCCCUUACUCUCGACGACGAGAAGAAGAAGCUUGGGUUGGUGCGGACAAUUGCUGAUGAGAUCUGUGGCGAGCCGUGA
This is a messenger RNA of Anthostomella pinea, 1209 nucleotides long. The record is from the annotation of a GenBank genome assembly. Lineage: Eukaryota; Fungi; Ascomycota; Sordariomycetes; Xylariales; Xylariaceae.